AUGAGGUCAGGCAGCAAGGAAUGGGCCUCGCAAACCCCAGAGCCUGGCAGGGGGAAGAGCAGCCAGCUUCGAGGCGGGGCUGGAGCACGAGAGCAGGCUGACAGGGCUCUUUCCCUGGAGGGCCUGGGCGGCCCUGGCUUUGGAAUGGACACCAGGGUGUCACAAGUGAAUGGUGCAACUGUAAGAAAACCAAACUUCCACACGCUCAUCCGGGUCCAGGUGAUAAAGCUGGUACCAGCUGUGAAGAAACUCCAGGGCACUUGGAGUCAGGUUUCCAGGCAUUGCCUUGCUUCUUCUCUGCAGCCCCAGAACCCUAACGAGGGGGCUGAGUACGCCUAG
This is a messenger RNA of Rangifer tarandus platyrhynchus (Svalbard reindeer), 339 nucleotides long. The record is from the annotation of a GenBank genome assembly. NCBI's taxonomy places the organism in Eukaryota, Metazoa, Chordata, Mammalia, Artiodactyla, Cervidae.